CUUUCUUUCGCUCUCUUACGAUCCAUUUGUAGAAAGGAAAGGAAAGUAAAAGAAAGGAAAGGAAUCCCUCCCUAAUCUCGCACAAAUCCAGCGCCAAAUCACGGAUCUAAGCUUUUGAUUCUCUCUCUUUCUUCGCUGAUGAUCCCUAUUUGAUCUUUGCUGUUUCCCACUUUUAAUCGAUGAAUUUACAAGGGGGAAUUGAUUUUGAGCAGUUAAUGUUCAGCUUUAUGAAGGCAAAAAUAUAAAAAGACAGGAAGAGAACUUUUUUGAGAAAUGGCUUCAGUGGGAGUGGCACCUGCUGGUGCAAGAGAACCCAGUGGUCAUGCUGCAGGUGUUGACAAGUUGCCUGAGGAGAUGAACGAUAUGAAAAUUAGGGAUGACAAAGAAAUGGAAGCCACUGUCGUUGAUGGUAACGGGACUGAAACAGGGCAUAUAAUUGUGACGACUAUUGGUGGUAGAAAUGGCCAGCCAAAGCAGACCAUAAGUUACAUGGCUGAGCGUGUUGUUGGGCAUGGAUCUUUCGGAGUUGUAUUCCAAGCAAAGUGCUUAGAGACUGGUGAAACUGUGGCUAUAAAGAAGGUUCUUCAAGACAAGAGAUACAAGAAUCGUGAGCUGCAGACUAUGCGCCUUCUUGACCACCCUAAUGUUGUCUCUUUGAAGCAUUGUUUCUUUUCAACGACUGAGAAGGAUGAGCUUUAUCUUAAUUUGGUACUUGAGUAUGUUCCUGAAACUGUUCAUCGCGUGAUUAAACACUACAACAAGUUGAAUCAAAGGAUGCCUCUGAUAUAUGUUAAACUUUACACGUACCAGAUAUUUAGAGCAUUAUCAUAUAUUCAUCGCUGCAUUGGAGUGUGUCACCGGGACAUUAAACCACAAAAUCUUUUGGUAAAUCCGCAUACCCACCAAGUUAAACUGUGCGACUUUGGAAGCGCAAAAGUUUUGGUCAAAGGAGAACCAAAUAUAUCUUAUAUCUGCUCUAGAUAUUAUAGAGCACCUGAACUCAUAUUUGGAGCAACCGAAUAUACUUCUGCAAUUGACAUAUGGUCUGCUGGUUGUGUGCUUGCAGAGUUACUUCUUGGUCAGCCUCUAUUUCCUGGAGAUAGCGGGGUUGACCAGCUUGUUGAAAUCAUCAAGGUCUUAGGCACUCCCACAAGGGAGGAGAUUAAAUGCAUGAACCCCAACUACACGGAGUUCAAAUUCCCACAAAUUAAAGCUCAUCCAUGGCACAAGAUAUUCCACAAGCGCAUGCCUCCAGAAGCAGUUGAUCUGGUUUCAAGACUACUGCAGUACUCCCCUAACCUACGGUGCACAGCACUUGAUGCUUUGACCCAUCCUUUCUUUGAUGAGCUCCGUGACCCAAACACGCGCCUUCCAAACGGGCGUUUUCUUCCACCACUAUUCAACUUCAAAGCUCAUGAAUUGAAGGGAGUUUCAGUGGAGAUUCUGGUGAAGUUGAUCCCGGAGCACGCAAGAAAGCAGUGUUCCUUUCUUGGCUUGUGAUCAAUGUGAAAUGUAACAGAAUCUGCUGAGCUGAUUGUACCAAAUGGAUGCUAUGCCUUGUCGUUUGUCUAAUAUUUGUUGUUCCCUGUCUAUUUAAUGUACCUUGAUAUAUUAUCACCUUGUUCUAUAAAAGCAGAUAUCUAGCAUGUAUUCUACUUUAAAAUAUCUUUGCCCAAACCUCAAUGGGUAUUAUGAUUACCCUGUUGCUGUAUCUCGGAGAUGUAACGACAGAUAGAAGAUGAACAUGAGCAUUCUAUAACGUUUGUUUGUGUUGGUUUUUCUAGUAGACAAUCUGUGGGAAUUUGUUCUAAUGUUCUCUGUAAUGGUAUUUCCAAUGUAGGUUUGUUGAAUUUGGCCGUUUCAGUUGGUGCAAGAUGAAAAUGUUGAUCGUCUUUUAGGUUUGUUUUGUAGCAUGUAACUAGUUUUGGUCUUAGCUAUCCGUUAUGAAUUAGUUUCUUGUCUGCUCUAGCCCAGUAAUAAAUUUACAGAUUGAACCUUAUUUGUUGUAA
Molecule: messenger RNA, 2009 nt
Organism: Morus notabilis
Lineage: Eukaryota; Viridiplantae; Streptophyta; Magnoliopsida; Rosales; Moraceae
Product: shaggy-related protein kinase alpha
Exons: 13
Coding region: 274-1500 (408 amino acids)
Biological process (GO): signal transduction; protein phosphorylation
Cellular component (GO): cytoplasm
Molecular function (GO): ATP binding; protein serine/threonine kinase activity
Source: RefSeq, a predicted model, not a curated record